AAUACAUCAAACUACUAGUUAAUUUGUAUAUAAAUCGAAUUAUUUUUAGUAAAAAUUUAAUAACAAAAAAGAAAUCAUGAAGUGUAUCAUAUUAAUCGUGGGAGUUUUAGCCAUCUUAGCUUUAGCUCAAGCUGAUGAUGACGCUGCUCAAGCUCCACAAUCAGAACCGGAUUCAGAACAAGCACCCCAAGCUGAAGAACCCCAGGACGAUGAAAAUGAAAACCAACAUCAUCACGAACACAGACAUCAUCACAAACGUCCAUCAGAACAAUCACCUCAAUCUGAAGAACCUCAAGACGAUGAUAAUGAAAACCAACAUCAUCACGAACACAAACAUCAUCACAAACGUCCAUCAGAACAAUCACCGCAAUCUGAAGAAGCCCAGGACGAUGAUGCUGAAAACCAGAAUCCUCACGAACACAAACAUCAGCACAACCGACCAUCAGAACAAGAACCCCAAUCUGAAGAACCACAAGCCGAUAAACGUCCUGAUGGUAAACCACCAAAACGUACACCAGUUUUCGGCAUUGGAUUCGAUUUAAAUUUCGGCAAAUAGUUUUGUACAUAAUUCCUUAAAAGUAGAAACAUAUCCAUACGAAAUAACAACCAAUAAUAAAUCAUUGCAAAGCAAUCAAAUGUAAUUUUCUUUAUUGGAACAAUUAUAAGUAUUAGAGUGACUCCGUUUAUAUAUAGUGGAUAUUCCCAACUAAAAUUAAAGAUUACUUUAUUUAAAAAUACAAAUUCUUAAAAUGUU
Calliphora vicina (urban bluebottle blowfly) is the source of this 754-nucleotide messenger RNA. Its product is annotated as polyadenylate-binding protein 1-B-like. The record is from RefSeq and is a predicted model, not a curated record. The transcript has 2 exons. The coding region runs from base 77 to 556 and encodes 159 amino acids. NCBI's taxonomy places the organism in Eukaryota, Metazoa, Arthropoda, Insecta, Diptera, Calliphoridae.